CACAUGGAUAUUGUAAGUAAAACAAAGGUUCACAUCACACGAAUGGCAGACAAUGGUGGCGGUCAGAGCGGUUCUAGCUUUGAAUUGGUGCACAUGUCAAGAUGCGGACACUUUUCUUGUGUUUGGUGACUAGUUGCUUUAUUAUAUUAACAACAUCUGAAUCUACAGAGGAUGACGUCACAUCAUACACCGGUGUUUACAACCAAUACGCUCCUUCCACCGUCAACUUCCAAGAUAUAUAUACGAACACUUUGCUAGCAGAGAGAGAGAGAGAGAACGAAGAUUUAAACCUAAACAUUCCUACACAAUACGUGGAGUUCCACCCGAGCGUGUUAAAAAUAUCGCCGUUAACCCCACCCACCAACACAAUCCUGACUUCUUCCUACUUAAAGAAAAGCGAAGAGGGAAAAGACGCGUCUGUUUCUACAACAACUGACGAACCAGAACCGGGUAGAGUAAUUCCAAUGAGGCACCAGCAUAAGGGUGUUUUAGAUGUGCUUUUCCCAGCGGCUAGAGUGAGAACAUUUAAAAACAUCUUUGAUACAUUCAGGCGGGUGUUAUCGUAUACAUUUUGAAUGAUUUUGAAGAUAUGGCGUGAUCAUGGUAUUUGGGUUGUAAAUAAAUUGUUUAUUUAAAA
Messenger RNA from Zerene cesonia (dogface butterfly), 637 nucleotides. RefSeq lists its product as uncharacterized. The record is from RefSeq and is a predicted model, not a curated record. Lineage: Eukaryota; Metazoa; Arthropoda; Insecta; Lepidoptera; Pieridae. The coding region runs from base 102 to 575 and encodes 157 amino acids. The transcript has 2 exons.